Molecule: messenger RNA, 1341 nt
Organism: Aspergillus tanneri
Lineage: Eukaryota; Fungi; Ascomycota; Eurotiomycetes; Eurotiales; Aspergillaceae
Exons: 2
Coding region: 1-1341 (446 amino acids)
Biological process (GO): D-serine catabolic process
Molecular function (GO): D-serine ammonia-lyase activity
Source: RefSeq, a predicted model, not a curated record
AUGGCAACCGGACAUCUCUCAGAAGAGGAUCUGAAAGCCCUUUACAUCGGCAAAGACAUCGCAAAUCUGCCCAGGCCAUGUGCCGUCCUUGAUGCGGCGAUCCUCCGACGCAACUGCGACAAGAUGCGUCGUGCGAUGAAGGCAUUAAAUGUCGGGUUCCGAGCACAUGUCAAGACACACAAGACAUGGCAAGUCACCCAAUUGCAGAUGGGAGAGGAAAAUACCGACGUCAAUUUGGUCGCAUCAACGGUGAACGAGAUCGAGCAUCUGGUUGUCCUGUUGAAGGAUUUCAAGGCCAAAGGCCGUCGAAUCAAUGUCCUUUAUGGCAUCCCACUUGUGCCGUCGCAGGUUCCGCGGUUGGCGCAACUGGCUUGUGAAUUGGGUGAAGGUAGCAUUUCCGUGAUGAUCGACCACCCAGACCAAUUGUCUUAUCUGGAGAGGUUUUCUGCAAUCACUCACUUUCCAGCGUGUGUCUUCCUCAAGGUGGAUACGGGGUAUCAUCGCGCGGGACUGCCACCGAUUGCAUUAAACAAGAACGGCUUACUGGAGAAGCUUGCAGAUGCAGAGAAAUUGGGAUUCGCUCGGCUCUUGGGAGUGUAUUCGCACAGUAGCUUGAGUUAUUCAGGAACCACACCACAACAGGCGAUGGCCCACUUGACGUCGGAAAUCAUCGGGUGCAGGGACGCCGUGCAGCAUCAUCAGCAUCUGUUGCCGCAUAGGAAGCUGGUUCUUAGUGUCGGAGCAACCCCUCAGGCAGCUGCCAUGCAGAAUCUAGUACAAGAGAGGAAACCAACCCCAGAGACAAAGGCCUUGAAGGACUUGUUGCGCUGUCCACUUCCCAGCACAGACCUGGAGAUUGAGCUCCACGCCGGCAAUUAUGCGGUGCUGGAUAUGCAGCAGCUGGAGACCAACGCGGACGCCAGAGGUAAUCCCGAGGAGGAAAUUGCCAUCUCCGUCAUUGCAGAGGUGUGCAGCUUGUACAAUGACGGCGAGCGAUCCCGACCUGAAGCGCUCCUUGCGGCGGGGACAUUGGCUCUAGGUCGAGAACCUUGUCACAGUUACUCAGGAUGGGGGGUGGUCGGAAAUUGGCGAAGGGCAACUGCUACGCCUCGUCUGAUUGUCGGACGCAUCAGUCAAGAGCACUCGAUCGUCUCGUGGGAGAUGGAGAGCGAUGAGAUCCCAAAGAUCCCGCUUGAGAUAUCCCAAGCGGUUCGCAUCUAUCCCAACCAUGCCUGUAUCACCGGCGCAAUGUAUGGAUGGUACUGGAUUGUAGACUCGAGUUUGGAUGACGGUUCGAAAAUUGUAGAUGUUUGGAUGAGAGCAUCGGGAUAUCGCACCUGA